Molecule: messenger RNA, 1482 nt
Organism: Saccostrea echinata
Lineage: Eukaryota; Metazoa; Mollusca; Bivalvia; Ostreida; Ostreidae
Exons: 1
Coding region: 1-1482 (493 amino acids)
Biological process (GO): positive regulation of DNA-templated transcription
Cellular component (GO): nucleoplasm; chromatin
Molecular function (GO): protein binding; ubiquitin-protein transferase activity; zinc ion binding
Source: RefSeq, a predicted model, not a curated record
AUGGCUGCCGACUCAAAAACUUAUUCACUGGGUUCUACACUAGCUCACAUUGAAAUGUGUGAAUCCCAUGACUUACCCAUUGAUAUCAUAUGUGAGGACGGUGAUGAAUUCAUUUGUACCAAGUGUGCCAAAACAGAUCAUAAAGAUCAUGGUUGGAGCACACUACCCACGGCAGGCACCCAAAGGAGAAGAGAGCUACAUAAAUUUCUGAGGAAGAUCAUGGAAGAGGAUCUGUCUGAGAUUGAUGAGAAGGUACAGAAUAUGACAAAACAGAUUACAGAAAAUAAAAAACUGUGUGACUCUGAGAUGAAAAAGGUAGAAGAUCGUUAUGCCGAGAUAAUGACCAGACUGACAGAAAUCAAAAAAAGCCAUGAAAAAACAUUGAGAGACAAUUUGGUUAGAAAGAAUGAUCAACUGAACCAUAUGAAAUCUGAGUUAGACAAGAAUAAGAGAAUUAUCGUAGACAAAAUGGAAUUCAUGGAGGAGAACAACAGCACCAUGUCAGAUUACAGCUUGAUUGACAACCAGAGAGAACUGACGAAAGUGCUGUCUAAGAUGAAGGUUCAUAUGACAAACUGUGAACAUUCAGUGAGGUUCACUAAAGGUGAUAUCAGUGAUGACUUACUUGAGGCUUUGGUUGGAAAAACUUUGGAUUUAGAUGAUACUAGUGUGACACAAACAAGCUCAUUCAAAUAUGGAGACAGACGAAUAAUUUUUUUGAGAGCAUUGUGUGAAGAUCAAUGUUACUUAAGACAAUUUGAGUCAGCUAACACUGAACAAGUAAACACAGAAGGUGAGAAUAAACAUAAAUAUAAUAUUAAACCUUAUGACAUGUGUGUUAGUGAUGCUGGUGAUGUUUAUUGCACCACCUUUAUUAGCAAAUCCAUAAGUUGUCUAUCACCAUCAGGAUCUGUUUCUACAGUCAUCAGUACAGAUCCUUUGGAACCAGGAGGAAUCUGUCAGUCAGUGAGCGGUGGUCUACUGGUCACCUUGAUAAACAAGGAAUCACAUCCUUACAAGUUAAACUCGCAAAGCAGACGUCUGGUGAGACACAUCACAGUGACGGGAGAUGUCAUCCAUGAGUAUGAGUACCAGGAGGACGGCCAGACCAGAUUGUUUACAUUACCAGUCAGAGUCACACAGAACAGUAACAGUGAUAUCUGUGUUGUGAACCGUUUAGGUCGAACUACAGGCAAUCUAGUGAUUAUGUCUCCCUCCGGCCUUUUGAGGUCAGUUUACGAUGGACAGAACCAUACAGAAGACUUUUUGCCAACUGAUGUAGUGUGUGACCCCCACUGUAACAUCCUUGUUACAGACCAAAAUAACAAACAAAUCCAUCUCCUGAGUCCUGAUGGGGAGUUCUUAAAGGUGUUAUUGACAGAAAAUGAAGUGAACCUUCCAUUCUCACUUUCCCUAUACAAAUCUACACUGUGGGUAGGAUACUAUGAAGGACUUGUCAAAGUAUUUCAAUAUAAAUUGUAA